AUGUUCUCUUUUAAGGGCUACUAUAAGGACACUGUUGAAUUCUUCUUUGACACUCGAGACGCAUGCAAAAACUUCUGGAAGAAGUGCAUCGAGCAUCAUGCCUUCUUUCGGUCACAGGCGUUGACCGGAGCCCCAGGGGCCGGUGGUGCAGGCAAGUUAUCCCGGGGCCAGAAGACGCAUCCUUAUACGCCGCUAGCCUCGAGUCUUGGCCCCGGCCUUGGCUUGUCCGAGGACCUUGUGGCUAGAGGUUAUGCUGGAGGGGAGCAGCGUGAGACCGUUGCAAGUGCAGGCGUAAGUUGGCUUGGAAAAUGUUAA
Messenger RNA from Protopolystoma xenopodis, 315 nucleotides. Lineage: Eukaryota; Metazoa; Platyhelminthes; Monogenea; Polystomatidea; Polystomatidae. The record is from the annotation of a GenBank genome assembly.